AUGGGAUCAAUCGACCAUGGCACGAAACAGCAAUCCAGCUGGCAGGAUAUAGUCGCUCGGAAACGGCAGUCCGCAGAGACCCUCAUCCCGAAGGAAUGGAAGCUUCCAGCCUCGAUCCUCGACUCAUUGGCAUUCCCGCUCGAUAAGCAUUCAAACAAGCUUAUCGGGUUGGACAUUCCCAGAAAGAGCGGACUGUUGACCGAUCGAGAGCUAGAUGUCACAGAAAACUACACCGUACCAGAGCUGCUUGCCAAACUUGGCUCCGGCGAGUUCACGUCUCUCGAAGUCACAACAGCCUUCUCCAAGAGAGCCGCUAUCGCGCAGCAACUGACGUCGUGUCUCACGGAGACUUUCUUCGAUAAGGCCAUCGAAAGAGCAAAGUAUCUUGACCAAUGCAGAAAUGAAGGCAAACCUCUCGGUCCGUUGCACGGCCUUCCUAUCAGUAUAAAGGAUGGCUUUCAGAUCGUCGGGACCGAAGCCAGUAUCGGUUAUGUCUCCUUCCUCGGAAAGAAAUCGACCACAAAUUCACCACUGGUAGAGCUGCUCCUCAGCCUGGGUGCCGUGCUCUAUGUCAAGACAAACAUACCUCAGACGUUGAUGACAGCCGAUUCUGAUAACAACAUCUUCGGACGAACCUUGAAUCCGCACAACACUGUGCUGAACGCCGGCGGCUCUAGUGGAGGCGAGGGUGCCUUGGUCGCAUUCCGGGGUUCGCCACUGGGUGUGGGGACUGAUGUCGCUGGUUCAGUCAGAAUACCCGCGAUCUGUUGUGGUACAUAUGGCUUCAAACCAACCGCUUCGAGGGUGCCAUACGGUGGUCAGCAGGUGCCUGCCUUGGCUGGUUGGAAACCGAUAACAGCAUCCGCGGGUCCACUCACGAACGAUUUUGAGGCUUUAGAAGUCUUCGUGAAGAGCGUCAUCGACGCGACGCCAGCACUUCUGGACUCAACUGCCGUUGACGUUCCCUGGCGCGCGCUAGAGCCGAAGGUCGAUUCCAAACUCCGAAUCGGUGUUUUGCAGGAGGAUCCUUUGUAUCCGCUCCAUCCACCGGUUAAGCGUAUUCUGGCCGAAGCUGCAAAGAAACUCGAAGCAGUAGGACAUGAGCUGGUUCCACUCACGGCUAAGGAGGGAAGGGUCUCCGAUAUCCAGGAAGUCGCUUUUGAGUUGUUCGUCCUUCAUACCGGAACGUCAAUCGGCCACAUCAAAGCCAGUGGAGAGCCGAUGGUGCCAUCAGUCGCUAAGGCGGACAAGCCAGCAAACUAUGGCAACUAUACGUUUGUUCCUGAUCUCAAGGAUAUGGAUUUCGUGCACAAGUACGCUUCAUUGAGCGUUUUGAGGUCGGAGCUUUCCGAAAACUGGCGCAAGAUAUGGUUGGAGAAGAAGUUGGAUGCAGUUCUCGCACCGUCAGCGCAGAAUACUGCGGUGCCGCAUGAUAACUUCGGAUGGCCGCCUUAUACGGCUUUCCUCAACCUCCUCGAUUACCCCGCAUGCGUGAUACCAUAUGGAAAGGCAUCAAAGCAGCUAGACACUGAAGCGGUCAAGAUGCCGGCGGCACAAGCCCAAUACGAUCCGGACGUUCUCGAUGGAGCGCCGUGCUCGGUGCAGGUUUUCACCCGCGGUUUUCGCGAUGAGGAGUGCCUUAAAGUGGCGCGGGUUGUUGAUGAGUGUUUGAAACAAUCCUGA
Exophiala viscosa is the source of this 1683-nucleotide messenger RNA. RefSeq names its product amidase. The coding region runs from base 1 to 1683 and encodes 560 amino acids. NCBI's taxonomy places the organism in Eukaryota, Fungi, Ascomycota, Eurotiomycetes, Chaetothyriales, Herpotrichiellaceae. The record is from RefSeq and is a predicted model, not a curated record. The transcript has 5 exons.